CACACCUGCAUACCUCGUCGCGCGACUUGUCGAGCGACCGUAUAUAGACGGUGGCUCGACAUUGUUUAUAUACGGUCGCUCGACACCGUUGCAUGAGCGUUUAGCGUCCACACUACCAUUGUUAUUUUUUCAUGUAGUUUCUGCUCGGCAGUCAUGGAGGACAUUGCUCUGUGCGGGGUGAGCGCGUGCCUAGUGAUAAUUGCCGAUGAAGAUGGAAGAAACAGAAAACGCAAACGUUGGUGGUGUCGCGAUUUGUUUGAGGAGGGGCCGAGAUUUGCUGUUGGACUAUUGGAUAAAUUGAAACUGAACGACGCCACGGGUUUCACAAAUUUCACCCGCCUAACACCUACAGAUUUCGAAGAGUUACUUCUGAUGGUCGGAGGGCAAAUAAUGAAACAGGACACCAAAUUUAGAGAAACAAUACCAGCGUCUGUUCGACUUGGUGUCACACUGCGAUUCCUUGCAAGUGGAGACUCCUUCGCAAGCCUCAUGUACACAUUCAGGAUAUCAAAACAGGCAAUAUCACAAAUAGUCCCAGAAGUUUGCGAAGCAAUUAUUUCAGCACUGAAACAAUAUGUGAAGAAACCAUCUUCCGAAGCUGAAUGGAGAAUUGUUGCUAAUGACUUCGAGACAAGAUGGAAUUUUCCACACUGCUUAGGGAGCAUUGAUGGCAAGCACAUUCAGAUGAUUGCACCUGCCCAUAGCGGCAGUUUGUAUUACAACUACAAAACACCUUUAGUAUAG
Messenger RNA from Portunus trituberculatus (swimming crab), 744 nucleotides. RefSeq lists its product as uncharacterized. The coding region runs from base 154 to 744 and encodes 196 amino acids. The transcript is spliced from 2 exons. Lineage: Eukaryota; Metazoa; Arthropoda; Malacostraca; Decapoda; Portunidae. The record is from RefSeq and is a predicted model, not a curated record.